Molecule: messenger RNA, 1935 nt
Organism: Danaus chrysippus (African queen)
Lineage: Eukaryota; Metazoa; Arthropoda; Insecta; Lepidoptera; Nymphalidae
Source: the annotation of a GenBank genome assembly
AUGAAAGAUCUAAGCCUCAACGUUCCCACGCGCAAUGUGCUCACUGGGGCUGUGGUGAAUUGGGAGGAUGAUGAACUGGCUGGUCUUGGAGACACUCCUGAGAACCUGACACUCGCCUGGAAAGACCUCUGCGUGUACAGAAAGAAGAAAUAUCAAACCAGUAUAUGGAGAUCCGCGGUAUACGAAGAAAUUAAAGUUCUACAUGGAGUUAGCGGUGUGGUGUCAUCCGGCAACUUGGUUGCUCUGAUGGGUUCAAGCGGUGCUGGCAAGACAACGCUACUGGCGGCGAUAAGUCGACGAGAUAAAAGCGCUAUGUCUGGCUACCUGAUGCUGAACGGGAGAUUGGCGGGAGCUGAUCUCAUAGCGAGGAUAUCAGGCUUCCUACCUCAAGAAGAUCUAUCGAUAGAUGACCUUACUGUGUCUGAACAUAUGGAGUUUAUGGCUCGUCUCAUGAUGGACAAAAGAUCGACUAAAUCAAUCAGAUCAAGAAGGAUUGAACAGCUUCUUGGUGAACUUGGUGUUGCUAAUUGUACGAGGACGAAGCUCAAGGCUCUCUCUGGAGGGGAGAGAAAGCGUGUGGCCUUGGCCGUUCAGUUACUGAAUGAUCCUCCGAUUUUAUUCUGCGAUGAGCCCACAACUGGUCUCGACAGCUUCGCCGCCAAUGCUGUGGUCUCCCGUCUAAGACGAUUGGCUGCUGGUGGGAAACUUGUUAUAUGUUCCGUACACCAGCCAGCCUCUGGAGUUUUCGAACUCUUCCACCAGGUGGUGCUAUUAGCCAGUGGAAGAAUAGCCUUCCACGGAACCAUAGAACAGGCUGAUCAGUUUUUCGCUUCGAUGAACUACAAAUGUCCCGUGGGUUUUAACGCCGCGGAGUAUUACGUGACUUUGCUUGGUAUUGAAGCGGACAAAGAGUUGGAGAGUCGAGAAAGGAUAAGACGUAUUUGUAACGAGUACCAGCGGUCAAGUAUAGCGGAGGCCAUCGAGAACAGAGUUGGGGACGUCAAAGAUGAAAUGGAAUACUUCAAUGGGACCGGAGAUGAAAAGAAUAUACAUUUCGAGCGAUAUCUAACAUUAGUCAAAGUAAACUAUUUCGUACAAUUCUAUUGGCUGCUGUGGAGAAAUAUUCAAACGAUAAAACACAAUAAAACCAUAUGGAUAGCUGAAUUUUUACUAUUUCUGUUCGUAGGUCUUAUAAUAUCGAUCCCGUACGCCGGUCACUUCUCUGAACUGGACCAACGAGAUAUUCAAAACGCUGAGGGUCUAUUAUAUCUGGUCAUCACGGAGACGACCUUCCUCUUCAUCUAUGCUGUCUUCAUAACAUUCCCUAGCGAAGUACCGAUUUUACUGCGAGAGACAGCAAGCGGCCUAUAUUCACCACUGCCUUACUAUUUAUCGAAAAUGAUAUUUUGGAUCCCCCGGGCCGUCAUAGAGCCGAUUCUGUUCGCGACUCUGGUUUUCACUGUAGCCGGUCUUCAGGGAGGAUUCUACAACUGGCUGGGAAUCAGUUUUAUAUGCGUCCUAUGUGCAAACUACGCUAAUGCUUACGGUUCCUUUUUGUCGUCUGUUUUCGACAAGAUGGAAACCGCUGCGCUGGUGUCUGUUCCUUUUGAGUUAGUUGGGACUAUGUUCUCUGGUAUUUAUUUGAAUCUUGGAAGCGCCUCUCCUUAUAUAUCCUGGUUGAGAUACAUAUCUGCUUUCUAUUACGGCGUGGAAGCUAUAUCUAUCGUUCAAUGGGACUCAAUAGAGUCUAUAAACUGCGUUAAUAUCAAGGGAAUGCCCUGCAUCAAGACCGGCCCGGACGUAUUGAGGCGUUACGGCUUUUCUGAAGAUCAUUUCUGGAGGAACUGCAUCUGUCUGACGUCAAUGUACUUUAUAGCACAUUUCAUAUCAUUCCUGAUGGUUGUCAAGCGGAGUAGAGGAACUCCAGUCUAUUGA